Anisakis simplex (herring worm) is the source of this 1371-nucleotide messenger RNA. Lineage: Eukaryota; Metazoa; Nematoda; Chromadorea; Rhabditida; Anisakidae. The record is from the annotation of a GenBank genome assembly.
AUGUUGAAUACGGCAAUACUGAUGUACAACACCAAUGUGGAAACGAUAAGGUAUGUUAGCACUUCUCUUUUUAAGAUCCCCAAUACUGUUGUUGGUUCGUACAGAAAGCAUACAGGAGUGGAUGCUACUCGAUUGUCACACCGAAUCCAUGUUUGUCCGGUCAGGAAUGUCGAGAGAUGUGCAAGCACUGUUCACUAUAGAGUCAAGGUCCCGAAUAUUGUCUUAACAGAAUGCAACUAUAUCAGAAUGCAUGCUACAGAGAAGGGUAUUGCAGUCGCCCAUGUUAUCACAAGUGCAAAAGGACCCUCAACUACUGCGACACCAUCAAAGUAUCUAGUGUCCUCGAUAAUCUGUCGUCGGUACGAGGAAGAAGUAUGCAUGUUUGGAUGCGACCAGAUUGUCAGAGCAAACCCGUGUUCGUCCACUCGCAAAUGUGAAGACGUGUACGAGUGGUGUUUACAACGUAGUCAAGAACAUCAGGCUAGCAUCAAGCGAUUGAAUGUGAACACAAUGCGAAACAACAUUAAAAACGUCGUGGAGUUGGUGGCGAACAAUUCAUCGGAUCCUACUACGACAAUUGCGGCAACCACGACGGAUCCGAGGGAUGCUGUGUCCUCGAUAGACUGUCGUCGGUACGAGCAAGAAGUAUGCAUGUUUGGAUGCGACCAGAUUGUCAGAGCAAACCCGUGUUCGUCCACUCGCAAAUGUGAAGACGUGUACAAGUGGUGUUUACGACGUAGUCAAAGACAUCUGGCUAGCAUCAAGCGAUUCAAUGUGAACACAAUGCGAAACAACAUUAAAAACGUGGAGUUGGUGGCGAACAAUUCAUCGGAUCCUACAACGACAAUUGCGGCAGCCACGACGGAUCCGAGGGAUGCUGGUAAGAUUUUAUUCCCCAUUUCAAUGUUCCAAUGUCAACUCAGAUUACGUACUGUGACGAUGUCCUCGACAGUCUGUCGUCGGAACGAGGAAGAAGUAUGUAGGAUUGCAUGCGACCGGAUUGUCAGAGCAAACCCGUGUUCGUCCACUCGCAAAUGUGAAGACGUGUACAAGCGGUGUUUACGACGUUGUCAAGAAGACUUCCGGGCUAGCCUCAAGCAACUGGUAGUGAACACGAUGCGAAAGAACAUUAAAAACGUCACGGGGUUGGCGAUGAACAAUUCAUCGGAUCCUACAACGACAACUGCGGCAACCACGACGGAUCCGAGGGAUGCUGGACCCUCAACUACUGCAACACCAGCAAAUUAUCUAGGAUUGGAUGCAGUCGGCUCGUCAUACCAAACCCGUGUCCGUCCAGUCGCAGAUGUGAACACGUGUACAAGUGGUGUUUUGGACAAGAACAUCUGGUUAACCUCAAGCAAUCUGUGGUGA